Molecule: messenger RNA, 1187 nt
Organism: Drosophila mojavensis
Lineage: Eukaryota; Metazoa; Arthropoda; Insecta; Diptera; Drosophilidae
Product: dnaJ homolog subfamily B member 13
Exons: 2
Coding region: 11-1117 (368 amino acids)
Cellular component (GO): cytosol
Molecular function (GO): protein-folding chaperone binding
Source: RefSeq, a predicted model, not a curated record
UCUAUUGAGUAUGAAUCGUCCCGAGCUGGACUAUUACGCCGUGCUGGACAUUCCACGCAAUGUCACCAAAGAGCAGAUCACCCUGGCAUAUCGACGCAUGGCUGUGCGCUUGUGUCCACACAGAGAUAAGAAAUAUGAGCUGGAUUUCGUUCCACUGGCCCAGGAGGGCAGAUUGACGCAUUUGUCUCCAAUGGCGGAGACCAAGCAGUGGGCGUACAUCAAUAUGGCAUAUGAUGUGCUGGGCAACGAGCUAUAUCGUGCCAUCUAUGAUCGCUAUGGUGAGGCAGGCCUGUUUGAGGGCGUGAUGCUGCCGAAUGGCUACUUUCCACCAUAUCAAUACCAUGGCGAUCACAUGGAGGUGUACGAGCGUGUAUUCUCCAGCUAUUCGCCGUAUGCGAAUGUUAUUGAUGCCAUUACGAAUCCACCAAGCUUGUAUGCCACGAGGGAACAUGGCGUGGGAGUGCGACAUAAGGAUGCCAAUACGGAACGCAUUAUACAUUUAUCAUUGGAGGAGGUACGCACGGGUUGUGUGAAGUUGAUGCAUGUGUGGCGUCAGGAGAUUGUCGACGCUAGGGAGUCCCGUCUGGAGAAACGCAAGCACACACUUAAGCUCAUCAUACAACCGGGCACCACGGCCGGUACACGCUAUUGCUUUAAGGAGGAGGGUGAUCGCUAUCCAACGACCAUCCCUGGUGACAUUAUAUUCAUUGCCGCCGACAGGCCGCAUCCGACAUUUGAGCGGCGCAACAUGCAUGACCUGGUCUAUCGCUAUGACAUCAAUCUGGCUCAGGCUUAUACGGGAUUCAUAUUCUACGUGAAUACCCUAGACAAGCGACAGUUGAAAAUCGUCAUCUCAGAUGUGGUUACUCCGGGCUACCAGAAGAUUGUGCCACUGGAAGGGCUGCCCAAGUGCCGUAAUUUGGAUGCUGUGAAUGCAAUCAAGCAAGCUAAUAAACGAAUUGAGGAGUUUGGUGAUCUCAUAAUAGAGUUUAAUUAUAUAUUUCCAAGAUAUUUGACACCACAAAUGAAGAAAUUGACACGUGAGUUCUACCAAGAGUUUCGUAAAUUGGAAAUGGAACUGGAGGAGGAAGAGCGCAUGCAGAUGCAGGGUACAUAAUAUUUUAAUUAAUUUAUUGUGGAAAUAAAAAUUGUCUGUAGUUCAGCGUGAGCAGCAUACUAAGUCUGAA